Cavia porcellus (domestic guinea pig) is the source of this 1057-nucleotide messenger RNA. RefSeq names its product cortexin 1 (gene Ctxn1). The transcript has 2 exons. Lineage: Eukaryota; Metazoa; Chordata; Mammalia; Rodentia; Caviidae. Bases 218 to 466 code for a protein of 82 amino acids. The record is from RefSeq and is a predicted model, not a curated record.
CCAUGGGAACAGCCGCGGCGCCGGGCUAUCGCGCGCCUCGCCCGCCUCGGUCUCCGCCGCUUCCAGGGGCGGCUGGGGUGGGCUGAGCCGGGGCCGCCGCCUUGGCCACCGUUGGGGAGAGGUCGGGCGUGAAGCCGUCACGGUUCCGGGAAGAGCGCGGCCGCCAGGUGGCUCGUCCGCGUGCGGUGCAGGCCAAGGGCGCGCGGCGAUGUGAGCCAUGAGCACGACGUGGACGCUGUCGCCCGAGCCGCUGCCGCCGUCGACGGGGCCUCCGGUGGGCGCGGGUCUGGACGCGGAGCAGCGCACUGUGUUUGCCUUCGUGCUCUGCCUGCUUGUGGUGCUGGUGCUGCUUAUGGUGCGCUGCGUGCGCAUCCUGCUGGACCCCUACAGCCGCAUGCCCGCUUCCUCCUGGACGGACCACAAGGAGGCGCUCGAGCGCGGCCAGUUCGACUACGCGCUGGUGUGAGGGGCGGGGGUCUGCAAGGCUGGACCCGGCCGGCCCCAGCGCGGACGCGGGGCGUUAGGAGCAGGUCCACCCCAACCCCUUCGACCCUGCCCAUCCCCCCUGGCCUGGCUCGAGCCCCGUCUCGUGCCUUUGUCCAUCCCACCCCUUUCUUUCUGCACACCGGGCCCCAACUGCAUCCCCAGCUUCUGAGUGGCGCUGCUGUUGUCACGUGCCAGGUAUGAGUGCAGUGCACCCUUUCUUGGGAGUGGGUAGGUUCUCCCCAAGCCCUGCCCUUUCCCCAUCCCCAUUUUCUGGCCACACCCAGUGUCACCAUGGCUGAGAGUUGAGCCUGUCUUGGCGUCCUGCAGGGCAGGACGCUGCCUUUGGUAAUGCCCUGCACAUCCUGCCCGAGACCUGGAUCUAGAGUACCCACCAUGGCUGCUGCCUCCAGGUCAGCGCGCCCUUCCCCGUGCGCAAUCGGCCCCUGCCUCUUCUCCAGCGCUUCCCACGUCCCUCCACUACCUUUUCACUUUGCCUUGUCCCUGAGAGAUGAUGAUGAUGACAGCAGUGAUAAUAAAAGCUACUAUUGAGCUCUUACUGCAUGCUAAGCCA